Molecule: messenger RNA, 1671 nt
Organism: Candidozyma auris
Lineage: Eukaryota; Fungi; Ascomycota; Pichiomycetes; Serinales; Metschnikowiaceae
Gene: SAS10
Product: rRNA-processing protein SAS10
Exons: 1
Coding region: 1-1671 (556 amino acids)
Biological process (GO): maturation of SSU-rRNA from tricistronic rRNA transcript (SSU-rRNA, 5.8S rRNA, LSU-rRNA)
Cellular component (GO): small-subunit processome; nucleolus
Source: RefSeq, a predicted model, not a curated record
AUGUCUCAGGAAAUCUCAGAUAAUGAGCUCGAUGCCUUUGAUGCGGGCAAUGAAAAAGUCUUACUAGAGCAAGCGGGCGACUAUCUUCGUCAAAAGGAUUCUGAGGAUGAGGAUUCUGAGGAGGAGGUGCUUGGACUUCAAAACGAAGUGGCCUCCGAGAGUGAUAAGGAUGAGAGUAGUGACGAAGAGAUGGAUGACGGCGAGAUUCAAUCUGGUGAAGACGACUCCGAUGCUGAAGGUUGGGGAUCAAAAAAGAACUACUAUGGCGGCGAAGAAGAUAGUGAUGAUGAUAGGGAGAUGACUGAGGAGGCUCUUAGACAGCAGAAGAAACACUUGCAAGCGCUUGCGAUGGAUGACUUUGUGGAUGAAGAGAUGAUGGAGGAUUGGACACGUAAGGCAAAGGACCAUGACGCUCAAGAUACUAAAGAAAUUGUUAUUUCAGAUGAGAAAAUAGACUUCGAACAGUUGGACGAUGAGGAGAAGAUGAAGGUAUUGAAUGGAUCUUUUCCGGAAUUGGUGCCCCUUUUGAAAGAGUUUACUAGUCUAACGCCCACGUUAGAAGGAUUUGAGGCAGAGACAAAGACGUCCCCACUGAUGCAAGCAAAGCUCGUGGCCUUGAGAGCGUACUUGGCUUCGAUCUCCUCAUAUUUCGCUUUGCUCAUGGAAAGAUUGAGAGGCAGUGAUAGACACACAAGCAUGAAAGAUGAGCCAGUAAUGGAACUGAUCCUUCAGAGUCGAGAAGUCUGGAGACAGGCCAACGAGUUGUCGGUUGAGGAGAUUGGAGACAUCGCCGAGGAGAGCGGGUCGGGAGCUGAAGAAAGUGAAAUCGAAGAGCAGGAACUCGAUGAACAGGCUGAUCAAGAGAGAAUCCUUACUGACUCUGAGCUGGAAAACGAUCAAGAAGAGCCUCCAAGCGAUAGUGAAACGAAAGGCAUCAAGAGUGCUUCGCAUAUCGACAUCUCCAAGCCAAGAGUCAUCAAAACUGCUCCUCUUACCAACGGCACUGGCGACUAUUCUGAGCAAACUGCCAUUGACGCCGGUGACCUUCUUGACAAGCAGCGUCGUAAAAAGUCCUUACGUUUCUACACAUCCAAAAUCAACAAGGCCUCUCAAAAAGGUAACCCUGAUGAGCAAUUUGCCGGAGAUGCCGACUUGCCAUACAAGGAGAGGCUAUAUGAGAGGCAACAACGACUUAUGGAAGAAGCACGUAAGAGAGGAUUGGGUGGUAAAGACUCCAUGGGUGAUGAUUUGGACGGAAAAGAUCCUGCCAGUGGGGAUGAGCGAGACAUUUACGACACGAAUGAUGUGAACGGGGAAGACUACUACGAGAACAUGAAGAAUGCAAGAGACGCCAAGAAGCAGGCUAGACGCUCUGCUCAUCUUGAAGCUAAAAAAGCUGCCAGGGAGGGCAAAUUGGCUGAUAUGGCUGAAACAGCUGAUGAAAAUGGUAAAAGAGCUCUCAACUUCCAAAUUCUCAAGAAUAAGGGUCUUACGCCGAACAGGAAAAACGACAACAGAAAUGCCAGGGUCAAAAAGAGAAAGAAGUACGAGACAGCCAAGAAGAAGCUCAAGUCUGUCAGACAAGUUUACGAUCAGAACAAUCGUGGACCAUACGAGGGAGAGAAAACAGGUAUCAAAAAGGGCAUGUCACGCUCUGUCAAGUUGGUUUGA